Molecule: messenger RNA, 1077 nt
Organism: Arctia plantaginis
Lineage: Eukaryota; Metazoa; Arthropoda; Insecta; Lepidoptera; Erebidae
Source: the annotation of a GenBank genome assembly
AUGAUAGGGCUGCAGAAUGUCACAACAGACGUCUCGACGAGCAGUGAGGUUGCAGUGACUAGUCCGGCGCCGGUGGCUGAGCCGGCUGUCAACGAGAUGGGUUUGGUAGAGACGACGAGGCUGUCGACCGCGACAGGAGAUUUAGUAAACGUGACAGUGCAGGAGCGACCCUCGAUGUGGGACAUGUAUUGGAACCAUUGCCCCAAGUGGCGGCCAGUAAACCAUAUAUUUUUCCAAGUGGCCAAUCUGUUUUUCUUGCUGUCAUUCCUGGCACCGCACACUCCUGGUGGUCUGAUGUGGUUGCGUGUGGCGCUGAUUCUCGGCUGUGCUUUUAGCGGCAUGUGGGCAUGGAGUAUCGAGUGCUACCUGGACGCUGUACUGUGGAACAGUGCAUUCAUUGUGAUAAACUUUGUUUAUUUUUCGAUACAGUUUUAUUUGAUGCGUCCGAUUAAGUUCCACAAGGAUCUUGAAGAGGUAUACAUUCAACUGUUCAAGCCUCUGCGGGUGUCGCGUCGGCAGUACCGGCGGGUGUUAAUGUGCAUGCGUAAUAUACGCCACCUCAAGUGCCAUGAGCUUUAUGCUCACGAGAAGGUCACUAAAGUGGAUAGCCUCUCGUUGGUGCUCUCCGGCAAACUCGUUGUGUCACAGAACCAGCGAGCACUUCACAUAGUUUUCCCACAACAUUUCCUAGACUCGCCGGAGUGGUUCGGAGUAUCCACGGACGAGUAUUUUCAGGUGUCAAUUAUGGCGAUGGAGGAGUCCCGCGUGCUGGUGUGGCACCGGGACAAGCUUAAGCUGAGCAUCAUGUCGGACUCCUUCCUGCAGGCGGUGUUCGACCACAUACUCGGCAGAGACGUUGUGCACAAACUCAUGCAGGUUAGCGAAACCAUGGCAGUGAGCAACGGCCACCUGCCCAACUGUUACGAGGAGGGAGAGGACAAGCCGAUGUUGGUUGUGAAGAAAGCGGGCGACGGGCCCGGCAUCACCGCGCUCUUGAACCGACAGCUUCAAGCGACGGACCCGAACGCCUGGCGGCUGGGCCGGAUAGAGGAGACGGAGCACGAGACGCCGGUGUGA